This is a messenger RNA of Salpingoeca rosetta, 979 nucleotides long. RefSeq lists its product as uncharacterized. Bases 24 to 863 code for a protein of 279 amino acids. The record is from RefSeq and is a predicted model, not a curated record. The transcript has a single exon. NCBI's taxonomy places the organism in Eukaryota, Choanoflagellata, Craspedida, Salpingoecidae.
UCAAAGCAGGAAGGACAGCGAGCAUGGAAAGCGCCAAAACGACAGCAGCAGAUGCAGCAGCAGUGGCGGCCAGCAGUAAGACGGGCGAUGUUUGUGAUGGUGUAGCGACGGGAAGGCGGUCUAAGCGGGCCAAGACAACGGUGGGAAGCUAUUCCAGUUCACGGGGAACACCAGUAAAGAUGUCACGUGAAGAUUUUGCCAAGGACAUGGGAGCGAUCAAGAAGAUGCGCGGGAGGAAGGCGCUGUCCACGGAGGAAUGUCUGUGCAUCGUGCACCUGUACCUCAAGCUCAAACAACGACGACAACAGCCAAGCAGAGGGGCCCCGAAGAAGACCACGGUACAGCAGGAGGUGGCAGACUUGCUGGGCUAUUCGAGAUCGACCGUGGGCUCGAUUUUCAGUCGCUGGAAUGAGCUCAAACGCCAGAACGGUGGAAAGCCACCGGCCUCCUUCGCCAUGGAGAACGAGCGGGGCAAGCACGCCAAGGGGAAACGCAUUCCGGAGAGCAGCAGCGUCAUCGCACUGGUCCAUGACUUCGUUGAGGGGAAACGGGCGAAGCACCAGAGCGUGACCGCUGUCCAGUUGACAGAGUACUUGGAGGAGCAAGGCAUCCUCGAGAUCAAGAGAGAUCCCCUGACCAGCACCUACGACAAAGCAGCUUGGAACGCCGCACACCGCGUGACCUGCAGUUACAUGAAGAAGCACGGCUUUCUGCGUGCCAAGGAAGGCAAGUCCCGAAGCAACGAGGAAGGCGAUGGCGAUGACGGCAAUGACGGCAAUGAUGGUAGCGACGCCGACAACGGUGACAACGGUGCCGACGCCGACGACAACGACGCACGAAAGACACACGCCCAAGCUGUCUGACUUCCUGCAGCGGCUGAACCGCAACCGAGAGUUGAGGGACCGAGGUCUGCGCGAGGUGUGUGUGUACGUUUGAUGCGACUUUGCAUGUUUGUCUCCCACACACCUUCCGUGGCACU